ACGCAAAUGUAGUUUGAUUCAACAGCUCAAUUCUCAGCACAAAACCAACCAGAAUGUUAGAGCAAAUAUCCAUGUUGCUUAUAACUGGAAUCAUCAUGGUAGCAGCCCAGUCCGUGACACAGAACACUCCACUCCCUGCUGAACUAUAUGACGUCACGCGGUGUGUUCAGGAAAUCAUGCGCAGACACUUCGCAGCACGAACACCUGUACUGGUUUCAGCACCAAACACACAGCAGCACAACUUCACGGGACGGUCACUCACUCCAAAUCCUCGCUCUAUGGAAGACCUUCAGCUGACAGAUCUCAUCCUACACAACUUAAAUAUAAAUGCGCUUUGGUCCAUUCACUUCGUAAUCCCAGCUGAUUCUCCACUGGAUGAGACUCACUACGUUACUAUGAAACUUCAGAACUAUGUUAUUUUCAUAUGGGAACAACAUGAGGCUGACAUAGUUGACGAUAUUCUCCAUGAGCAAAUUGAAUAUCUACGAGAUUCAGCAACUUGGAAUCCUCGAGCGAAGUUCAUUGUUGUUGUAAACACCCACGUCAUGGAAUUUACAAGAUCACUCGCUCUUAGAAUAUGUGAAAAACUGUGGGACAUCGCCAUGAUUGCCAACGUUGUGGCCUUGAUCCCUAGCAUGGAGAAAAAAAUGAUCUUUAGCAAUGGGAAAGAUACAAUGGUACAUGAACAAUCCGGCAGUACUAGACUUCAUUUGUACACUUUCUUCCCAUUCCAAAAUGGGAAAUGUGGAGAAGUCAAGGAUGUUGUUCUAAUAGAUGAAUGGCUAAAUAAAGGUGGUGGGUCACUAUUAUACGGCUCAAAUCUCUACCAAACUAAAUAUCCUGACAAUUUUCUGGGAUGCCCAUUUAAGGUAGCCAGUAUAGGUGUUGAACCAUAUGUGAUUGCGGCAGAGGAAAUCGAACAGGCCGAUAGAAGCAGUGUUCCCAAAGUGAGCGGUUUAUCUGUUGAGCCAUUACGCUUUGUUGCUGAACAAAUUAACUUGACGACAAUUUUCCUUGAACCAUCUACUGAACUUACAUUACAUUCAUUCUGGGACCAAAUGAACACACUGAGUGACAGGUCAGCUGAUAUUGCUGGAGGUUCAAUCCCACAUGCAACCAUUCUUGCUGACAUGUAUGAUCAUACAAUUCCAUAUCUAUAUGAUUCAAUAGCAGCAAUAAUGCCUUGUCCGGGGCGUAUUCCUAAAGCUGAUAUGAUAAUGAACGUAUAUGCUACAUCUGUUUGGAUAGCAGUGACUCUUGUCUUCAUCCUUAUAGCGGUCGUGUUUUGGCGCACGGCUAACUCCCACCAUGGUCAGUCUAUGGAAUCCUACGAUUUCAGACACUUGUCCAGUUCUUUCCACUCUGCGUGGGCAAUUAUUUUGGGGGUGUCUGUACCAGUGAUCCCGAGAACUUCCAUGCUCAGAAUUUUAUUUCUUCUUUAUGUCUGGUAUUGUUUCGCUACAUCAACUGUGUUUCAGGCAUUCUUCACGUCCUAUCUUGUCGAAUCGGGUUAUGAAGAAGGGUAUAAAGACCUCGAUGAUCUCGUCAAAUCCAAAUUGUUUUACGGAUUUAACACUGUUCUUGAGUUUGCAUUCAUGCAGUUUGAUUUUGUCGAUACGAGACUAUAUAACAGGCCCAGAGUUGAGUGUCCAGACGUGAGUAAGUGCGCGGAACGGGUGAUAUUUGUCCGCGAUAUGGCUACAAUUUUUAGUAGAACUUCCGUUACUUACGUUGCAAUUAAGAACGGUGUCGAGGAGAGAAGCAAAAUGAUAUGCUUUCUAGAAAAACCUUCCCUUUCUGGAUACGUCACUGCAUAUUUACCAAGGGGGAGCUUACUCCUGGACAGGAUCAAUUCCGUUCUCAGACGCUACUUGGAAGCCGGGCUACUGAAUAGAUACUGGUCCCACUUGACUUGGGGAGAAAUUUUGAAAAGCAAGCACAAGUUUGGUAACAUCGGUAGCGAGGACUUCGUCCCAUUUUCAGUUUCUCACUUGUUCCCAGCGUUUAAGGUGCUUCUUUUUGGACACGUUUUGAGUUUUAUUCUGUUUUUGGUAGAACUCUUUGUGGGCCGAGUAAGGAACCAUUGAAAAGAGAACAAGAUACACAGUGACACUUCUCGUGUGGUGAACAACAUGGCGUCAUUAUCUACACUUGUAACAGAAAUCCGUGUAAUCUCGAUACGUCACAACGUGGUCUGAUGUUUGCUGUCGCGUGUGCACAAUUUUGAACAUCGGAAUCUUCCAGUUAGGGGAGAAACAAUUUGCAUAUUUUCUGUAGGGCAGCUGGAUUUGCUGGGUUCUCGCUUCACAUGUGUCUCAACACAGUCUGUAAGCACCCAUUUAUGUACGCAGCCCCUGGAAUCUCACACCUGCAGUGCCACUUCUGACACAGUUACUAAUGUACCUUCACUACAUGAGACCUGCACGUGAAGUGGCCUGCGGCCAAGAUCUCAUAGCGUUCAGAAGAGAGAACUGCUUCAGAAGGAGUGACGCUGGAGCAACUUACUGUUUCAUGCGCAGAUCAGUAUAAAGAUAAUCGUCGCGUAUACUGAAUGAUACAUACAUGUUUUUUCUUUACCAUUUCUAGCAAAAGGAUCUCUUCAAGUAUAAUUUGGUAGCGGCCUUUAAAACUGUAUAA
Molecule: messenger RNA, 2637 nt
Organism: Cryptotermes secundus
Lineage: Eukaryota; Metazoa; Arthropoda; Insecta; Blattodea; Kalotermitidae
Exons: 2
Coding region: 54-2087 (677 amino acids)
Source: RefSeq, a predicted model, not a curated record